AAUAUAAACACCAACCCUCACUCCCACUUUUCUUCAAACUACAAACUUUAAAAUCCAACCUGAAAAAAAAAGAGAGAGAUAAAAAUAAAAUAUUUCUAUCAAAAACCAUCAGAACGGAAGAUCUUUUAACCUACUACUUAAACCUUAUCCAGUUUUUCUCAAAAAAGAGUUUUCUUUUUUUCUUAAAGAUCAAAAAUGAACUCAUUUUCUGCGUUCGCUGAAAUGUUUGGCUCCGAGUACGAGUCUCCGGUCACCGUAGGCGGCGAUUACUGUCCGACGCUAGCGACUAGCUGUCCGAAGAAACCAGCCGGUCGGAAGAAGUUUCGGGAGACACGUCACCCAAUCUACAGAGGAGUUCGUCGGAGAAACUCCGGUAAGUGGGUGUGUGAGGUUAGAGAGCCAAACAAGAAAUCUAGGAUUUGGCUCGGAACUUUUCCAACAGCCGAGAUGGCAGCUCGUGCUCACGACGUCGCCGCCAUAGCUCUACGUGGCAGAUCCGCCUGUCUAAAUUUCGCAGACUCGGCUUGGCGGCUUAGAAUCCCGGAGUCAACUUGCGCUAAAGAUAUACAGAAAGCGGCUGCUGAAGCGGCGGUUGCUUUUCAGGCUGAGAUGAGUGAUACGAUGACAUCGGAUCAUGGCCUUGACAUGGAGGAGACGACGGUGGAGGUUAUUGUAACGGAGGAGGAACAAAGCGAAGGGUUUUAUAUGGACGAGGAAGCCAUGUUUGGCAUGCCGAGGUUGCUGGCUAAUAUGGCGGAAGGUAUGCUUUUGCCUCCUCCGUCCGUACAAUGGGGACAUAAUUAUGACUGCGACGGAGAUGCUGACGUGUCCCUUUGGAGUUAUUAAAAAAAUUUGGUACUAUAAUUUUUUUUUUUUUUUUCUGAGAUUUUAGGAUUCCACAAUUUUUUUAUAGGAUGAAUCCCUCUUUUUUUUUUUUUUUUGGUGGUCACUGAGAGACGAUGUAAAUCUUUCAAAAACAAUAUUUUCAAUGCGAGUAUUUUUUGU
This is a messenger RNA of Eutrema salsugineum, 1005 nucleotides long. RefSeq names its product dehydration-responsive element-binding protein 1B. The coding region runs from base 196 to 846 and encodes 216 amino acids. Gene Ontology annotation, biological process: regulation of DNA-templated transcription. The transcript has a single exon. Gene Ontology annotation, molecular function: DNA binding; DNA-binding transcription factor activity. Lineage: Eukaryota; Viridiplantae; Streptophyta; Magnoliopsida; Brassicales; Brassicaceae. The record is from RefSeq and is a predicted model, not a curated record.